GCCGCGGCGCCGAGCUACGGGUGCCGGGUGGAGCGAAGCACGGAAUGUGUCUCCUGCUGGGGGCCACGGGCGUCGGGAAGACGCUGCUGGUGAAACGGCUGCAGGAGGUGAGCUCCCGGGAUGGGAAAGGCGACCUGGGGGAGCCGCCCCCGACACGGCCCACGGUGGGCACCAAUCUUACUGACAUCGUGGCACAGAGAAAGAUCACCAUCCGGGAGCUUGGGGGGUGCAUGGGCCCCAUCUGGUCCAGUUACUAUGGAAACUGCCGUUCUCUCCUGGCCUGUGCCGCGGAUACCAGUAUGGAGAACUGAUGGCCACAUGAGGACAGAGACGAGUGACACCAGGUCGUCUUCAUAAAACUCGAUUCCCUCUGCUUCUGCUUGUUCCCAAAGCUUUGUUUAAAGCUACUUUGGGCCGGGCGCGGUGGCUUACUCCUGUAAUCCCAGCACUUUGGGAAGCUGAGGUGGGCGAAUCACGAGGUCAGGAGAUGGAGACCAUCCUGACUAACAUGGUGAAACCCCGUCUCUACUAAAAGUACAAAAAAUUAGCCAGGCGUGGUGGCGGGUGUCUGUAGUCCCAGUUACUUGGGAGGCUGAGGCAGGAGAAUCACUUGAACCCUGAACCCUGGAGGCGGAGUUUCAGUGAGCCGAGAUCGUGCCACUGCACUCGGAGCGAGACUUCGUCUCAAAAAAUAAAUUAAUUAAUUAAAAAAUGCAGUUUUGCUCUCCCAGUGCCAGGUCUGUGAGGCCCAGGGGAGGAAGUUUGGCAGCGGGGCAUUGCUGCUGUCUUUUUCUUUUUCCCCAGUUUGUGAUGGACGCCUCUGACCCCACCCAGCUCUCUGCAUCCUGUGUGCAGCUCUUAGGUCUCCUUUCUGCAGAACAACUUGCAGAAGCAUCGGUGCUGAUACUCUUCAAUAAAAUCGACCUACCCUGUUACAUGUCCACGGAGGAGAUGAAGUCAUUAAUCAGGCUUCCAGACAUCAUUGCUUGUGCCAAGCAGAACAUCACCACGGCAGAAAUCAGCGCCCGUGAAGGCACUGGCUUAGCAGGGGUGCUGGCCUGGCUCCAGGCCACCCACAGAGCCAACGAUUGACUGCACGGCAGAGGCGCAGCUGGCCUGAGCUGGGGAGAGGUGGCAGAGGGCAGUAUGGCUUUGCUGCCAAUAGUUUCUUCUCACAGGGGCAGAAUAACCCAAAGUAACCCUACAUGAUGGGGCUCUGUGCUGAGAUGCAAUGAUGUGUAAACUGAGGCAUGUGGAGAUGGAAGUUGACAUCUGGCCUCUGAAAAAAGUGUCCCCAGGGGCUAGGCAUGGUGGCUCACACCUGUAAUCCCAGCACUUUGAGAGGCCGAGGCGGGUGUAUCACCUGAGGUCGGGAGUUCGAGACUAGCCUGACCAACAUGGAGAAACCCUGUCUCUACUAAAAAUACAAAAUUAGCUGGGUGUGCUGGUGCAUGCCUGUAAUCUCAGCUACUUGGGAGGCUGAGACAGGAGAAUCCCUUGAACCUGGGAGGUGGAGGUUGCAGUGAGUCGAGAUCAUGCCAUUGCACUGCACCUGGGCAACAAGAGUGAAACUCCGUCUUAAAAAAUAUAAGAAAUAAAAAAAUAAAAACCUG
Messenger RNA from Homo sapiens (human), 1613 nucleotides. It is a transcript of the gene ARL16, whose product is annotated as ARF like GTPase 16. Gene Ontology annotation, cellular component: axoneme; mitochondrion; photoreceptor inner segment. The coding region runs from base 712 to 1092 and encodes 126 amino acids. The record is from RefSeq and is marked reviewed. The transcript has 5 exons. Gene Ontology annotation, molecular function: GTP binding; GTPase activity. NCBI's taxonomy places the organism in Eukaryota, Metazoa, Chordata, Mammalia, Primates, Hominidae.